Labeo rohita (rohu) is the source of this 2693-nucleotide messenger RNA. RefSeq names its product endothelial cell adhesion molecule a (gene esama). The transcript has 7 exons. Gene Ontology annotation, molecular function: cell-cell adhesion mediator activity. The record is from RefSeq and is a predicted model, not a curated record. Bases 363 to 1640 code for a protein of 425 amino acids. Gene Ontology annotation, biological process: homophilic cell-cell adhesion. Gene Ontology annotation, cellular component: plasma membrane; adherens junction. Lineage: Eukaryota; Metazoa; Chordata; Actinopteri; Cypriniformes; Cyprinidae.
CAGAACGGUCAUUACGCACGGACUGAAGUAUCGCUAGUGUUCACCACACUCUCGCUGUUUGUGUAGUGCGUAAAGAAACUCCAGCGCUGAGAGAAUCUGCUGGGAUAUUCGCCACCAAACAAACGGACACUUGUUCAAUCUCACGCCACUGAAUUCUGAGGAGUCAAAGAUGAUUUCCAGCUUGGAUGUAGCGUCUGUUUUCCCACGGUGAACAUCGUUUUUCUGUGGAGAAAAUACAGUUUUAGGACACUUGAAAGAGCCUCAGUGCUUUGAUAUUGUUUGUAGAUAACCGUUAUCUACUUCACGCGCUGUGUUAAUACGGACGAGCGCGCGCAGAGCGGACACUCUUCACAUGCUGAGCCAUGGAGACGCGAACUUCAGUAAAACUUCACACCUGCCUGUCAAUAUUCACAUUUCUGUGCUGUAUCUCAGGUGACCUGGCCCAACUUCAGCUGCCUCAGAAAAAUGUAGAAGUUAUCCAAGGGAAGAUGGUAGUGCUGCAGGCAUCUUACAAAGGCUCGCAGAUUGAGAAAAAUACAGUCGUCUGGAACUACAUGUCUGACAACCCAGAAAUGGUCAUCUCAUACGUCGGUGGAAUAUUAAGCCAAAGCACUUCCCAGUUUGCAGGUCGGGUCGAUUUUAUGCAUAAGAUGCCCAACACCAACCUGUCUCUGUACAUUAACAACACCAAAGCAUCAGACUCAGGGAAGUACAUGUGCCAGGUCGUCAUCCCGGGCGCCCAAGGACUCACCGGAGAGCUCACCCUUAAUGUUAAAGUCCCUCCCUCAGUGCCAGUUUGUCAAGUUAAAGGAAGGCCUGUUCUUAAAGGGAACAUCACUCUGGCUUGUAACUCUAAUGAUGGUAAACCGGCACCAGAAUACAAGUGGACAAAGACUAGCCCCACCUCAGAGGUCUUCUUCCCUCCCGCACAAAAUGUAACAGCAGGAACUUUAAAACUGAACAAUCUGAGCGGUAAUAUGUCAGGGAAAUACAUGUGCACUGCAUCCAACACUGCAGGAGAGGAGACGUGCUACAUCAACCUGGAAGUCAUCACAUCGACUAAUGCUGGGAUGAUCGCUGGUGUUACGUUUGGUUGUAUUGUGGCUCUCGUCCUGAUCACUGUCUUCCUCAUUUUCAUGUGGACAAGACGGAAAGAAACAGAGGAGGAUUUGGCCAAUGAAAUCAAAGAGGAUGCUCAAGCUCCCAAACGUGUCUCAUGGGCCAAGAGUGGCACUGGCUCUGACAUCAUCUCUAAAAACGGCACCCUGUCAUCCAUUCACACCAACACUUUUGCACGAGACACCCAGAACCACCACCAUUACCCUCACUCCGACACCGCGUCCAUCCUCACGGCCACGGGCAGCACGGCCGGCUACCGCUCGCAGCCUCUAGCAGACGCCACCCUGGAGCGCUCGUUGCCCGGCUACAACACCAACCCCAGCCCGCCCCGUGGACCCUCGGGACCCCCCAGCACCAACGGAAGCUUCCGGCACACCUCGGUGCCCCGGCCACCCUCCGCCCAACCUCAGAUUCCACGUCCGCCCGUGCUGCCCACCACCGUAACUGCUGCCAACAUCUCCCGCAUGGGAGGGGUACCCAUUAUGGUGCCAGCACAAAACCAGGCUGGCUCUCUGGUGUAGGACUGUACAUUUCUGCUGAACCUCGGAAGGGAAGGAGAGAAGAGGAUAUCAUGUCUGCAGUCCCACAAACUGAACCACAUUGGAAAGGAUAAAUCGGAAUCGAUAAGCUUAUUGCCUCUGUAUGGAAACCGUAUGGAAUGAUGUAAUUUUCUUUAUUUACAUUUUAAAUAUAAAAAAUGUAAGCAAAUAUAUGUAAAGAUUCUCAUUUAUUUGUUUUAUAGUUUUUUACUGUUCAAAGUAUUACAGAAAAGCCUCUACUUUCUAUAAAGUGGAACUUGUUAAAUGAAAAAAAGACAAUGACCAAAAAAAAAAAACUUUUUUUCACAUUAUUUGUGUUCUUUUUGUUGUUACUGCUUUACUGAUUGUUCUUUUGCAAACUGAAGAUGCUAACUUGCCUUGAUGAAAAAAUGAAAGGUCUAUUCCGUAUUAUUUACAGACACUCCUCGUGAAUAAUUACGUUUACUAUGUUAAGUACAUAUGCGAUCUUUGUGUAUGUUGCAAUGUGGAAGUAAGCUAUUUUGUUUGAAUGGCUUCACCCUCUCUUAUGUUAAAAUGAAGGUAGAUGGCAUAUGUUUCAUUACAGCAUGUGUUAAAUGGAAUGUUGAGGACAUCACUUAAAAUGUGACAUAUUAAGUUGCUAUAUUUGCCUUUAAAUGUUUUUUGGCCAAAUAUUUAGAAAUUAACCCGUGUUGUGUGCAAAGUUUUUUCAAUUUAGAAGUGUAGAAUUUGGUGGUAUCUUAAUUUAUAUAGUGUUUUCGUAUACCCCAUGAUGAUAUUUUAAAACUAAUGUAUUGAAUAUGUAAACUAUAAUUAUAAACAUUCCUUUACCUUACUGUAAAUAAGGUAUUUAUUUCUCAUUCUAGGUCUGAGGUCAUUUCAUAAUUUUGCAGCAAUUAACUUCAUGAUUUUUCUGGUAUAUUAGAUAGUAGACCAAAGAGUUCCUGUUAGAUGGUUGUUCACGAGGGAUACUAGUUUUGAACUCAACAUGAACUCAAAAUUGACCCCAUUUAGUUUUUUAAUGCAUGUCACUGAACAUCCUGUUUUACUCAGAAA